UUGGGUCACGUGGCGCGGGCAUCACGAGUUUUGACCUUUCAGACCUUUAACAAACAGCAAAAACCACUCCUAUAUUAUAGAAAUACAAUGGUAUAAAGUUUGGCUCCAAAGUCCACGCUUCAGAAAGGCAAAUAUUACGUUGAGUCGUGAAGGGAAGGGUCAUUUUUGGACAGCGCUCGUCAACUCCAACUCUUGACCAUGGCUCUACUGAAGGUGGUGUUUUUGUUUCUUGUGGCUGCAGAGACCAUUUACGGACAGUCUUUCCGCUUUUCCACCUGCCCAAAGAUAAAACCGCAAGAAAACUUCAAUGUCACACAGUACUUGGGGACUUGGUAUGAGAUCAAGAAACUUCCUGCGAUGUUUGAAAGAGGAAAAUGUGUUCAGGCCAAAUACAGUCUUCUUCAGGACGGAGCAGUGCGCGUCCACAACUCAGAGCUGCUGAAGGAUGGAAAAAUAAACUCGAUUGAGGGCACGGCCAAAGUCGAAGACCAUGCCAAACCUGCGAUCCUCUCGGUCAGCUUUUUCAAAGUUGUCCCAGACUCUCCGUACAUCGUGCUGAACACAGACUACAGCUCCUACGCUCUGGUCUACUCCUGCUCGGACUACUUCGGCCUCUUCCACAUCGACUUCGCCUGGAUCCUGUCUCGAACCCGUCACCUCGACAGCGCCACCGUCAGCCUGCUGCAGGACAAACUCACCCUGAUAGGAGUGGACGUGAGCCGGCUCUCGGUCACCGAUCAAACGGGCUGUGGACCUAUGGCCUCGGCUUGAACAGUUACGCGAUGUAAAAAGCGUCAUCGGGUCUAAAGGUCUAAAUUUUCUGAUCUUUUAAUGUUGUUACAUCCUCAAAAACAGACCUGGAGUUGUGUUUUGUUUCAUUCACACAUGUUUAACACACAAACACUGAAUAUUUAGGCUGAGUUCUUCUCUCAAACUGAAAACACUCAGUUCCACCUUGUGAUGUCAUGUGGUCAGUGUUGGGGAGUAACAGAUUACUUGUACCAGAGUCACGUAAUCAGAGUGCAAAUUAUGAGUAACUGUGUUCAGUUACAGUUACUGUUUCAGUGAGUGGUAAUUGGAUUACAGUUACUUUGUUGAAAUAAGUUGAUUACACAGCGGUAUUUUUCUGUUUUCACAUUUUGGGCUAAAUCCCUCUUUUUUUUUUCUUUUAUUCUUUUCCAUAAUUCCACUCAUUGCCGGACACUAAACCAGGUCUAAAAUCAAUUCUAAAUCAGGACUAAAACUAGGUCUAAACUAGAUCUAAACCUGGACUAAACCAGGACUAAACCAGAACUAAAACCAGGUCUAAAACCAAGUCUAAACCUUGAACUAAACCAGGACUAAAACCAAGUCUAAACCUUGGACUAAACCAGGACUAAAACCAGGUCUAAACCAGGACUAAAACUAAGUCUAAACCAGGACUAAAACCAGGCCUAAACCAGGACUAAAACCAGGACUAAACUAGAUCUAAACCAGAUUUAAAACCAGGACUAAACCAGGACUAAAACCGUGUCUCCUCCUCUUCUAUCAAUAAUAUUUUUAAUUUGGUGAAGUCAAAUCUGGGCUUUUUAUUUUCUUUUAGCAAACAAAAUUUCUUAUGUGAAGAUUUCCUCAUCUUUGCUUUUCUACAGAAAACCAAGUAAUCCAAAGUAUUCAGAUUACUUUACUCACUUUAAGUAAUUUAAUGGAUUACGUUACAAACUACAUUUUCGGUUAUGUAAUCUGUAAUCUGUACGGGAAAACAUUUUAAAAGUAACUUUCCCAACACUGCAUGUGGUAAUACAGCAAGCGCUCCAUUGUGUUUUUAAACUCCACACACCUUCGCUUGAAUCAUUUGGUUAAUUUCAGAUCUGGAAUUGCCGAUCUCUACUGAAAAAAAAAGUUAAAAGUAAAGCUAACAACUAGAAAAUUACCACUUCAUGACGUCACAAGAGGGAACAGAGCAUUUUGAGCUUUGGAGAUGUAGACAGACUAAAGGUUUACUUGAACAUGUGUGAAUGAAACAAAACACAACUCCAGGUUUGUUUUUGAGGAGGUAACAUCAUUAUAUCAUGACUUAAAGCUCACAAGAGUUGAUUAUGUGCAAUACGGGACCUUUAAAACAACUUAAAUUCAUAAUAAUUUCCGUUUAAAUACUUUUCACUAAUUUAAAUAUAUUUGAUUAGUGGUUUACUUUGAGUUGAAUGAUUAUAUUGGCCAAUUUAAUAUUUGUCUUUCAUUUAAUCAAAGAAACACUGUUCAUCACCUGCUAUCUGUGAAAAUGAUACUGCUUUGACUUGAAUGUUCUAUGGCAUUUAAAUUAAAUGUCAGAUCUGUGGAGAGGCAAGCUGACUCACAUUUAGCUAUUUAAAACACGUGUGAUUUAAUAAAUACAAGAUAUAAAAGUUGAAUGUGUAAAUAAAUUAAAAUAUCUGUGAACUGGAAAUACAUGUGGUUUGUUUCGCUUUCGCAAAAAAAAGGUCAUUGUUUUGAAAUUUAAAUAUUUAUUACUCAUUAGAAAACAAAUCUUAAAGGUGCGUUGUGUGACUUUUCUG
Boleophthalmus pectinirostris (great blue-spotted mudskipper) is the source of this 2534-nucleotide messenger RNA. It is a transcript of the gene apodb, whose product is annotated as apolipoprotein Db. The record is from RefSeq and is a predicted model, not a curated record. Gene Ontology annotation, molecular function: lipid binding. The transcript is spliced from 5 exons. Gene Ontology annotation, biological process: tissue regeneration; brain development; lipid transport. The coding region runs from base 199 to 771 and encodes 190 amino acids. Lineage: Eukaryota; Metazoa; Chordata; Actinopteri; Gobiiformes; Gobiidae.